Penicillium roqueforti is the source of this 2163-nucleotide messenger RNA. Its product is annotated as transcriptional regulator family TF. Bases 1 to 2163 code for a protein of 720 amino acids. The record is from RefSeq and is a predicted model, not a curated record. Gene Ontology annotation, molecular function: DNA-binding transcription factor activity, RNA polymerase II-specific; zinc ion binding; DNA binding. NCBI's taxonomy places the organism in Eukaryota, Fungi, Ascomycota, Eurotiomycetes, Eurotiales, Aspergillaceae. The transcript is spliced from 7 exons. Gene Ontology annotation, biological process: regulation of DNA-templated transcription; DNA-templated transcription.
AUGGAUGAUUCUAGAAAGGGCCGACGAUGGCGGCAUCCUGUCCCACAAGAACUUCGGAAACGAGCUACUCGAGCAUGCAUUGCCUGCCGUAAGGCCAAGGAAAAAUGCGAGGGCGGGCGUCCUUGCUCUCGAUGUUCUCGAUUUGGACAGCAAUGUAUCUUCGAAGCCGCACAUUCCGACCGACGUUUUAGAGAAGAGUUUGACCGAACAGACGAAAGAGAACGAAUUCACUGGAUGGAGUUACUAUUGAAGCAUUAUGUCCCAAAUAUAUCGCUCGAAUUGCAGUCGCUGCGAGAGAGGGCUUUGGAAAUCAGCAAAUCAAGUACCACUGGACAGGUGAAAUCUGGUCAGUCGAAUGAAAUUAUGUCAAUAGGCUUGGCAGAAGAUACAGAAUUUGCCAUCAGUCCCCAGUCGAACACGACAACACAGUACGCAGGUGAGCUCUCCUAUGUGUCUCUGUCUAUGAGAAUGCAACAGGUCAUCCACCAAAGCCUCCGUAACACACUCCCAGAGGUAUAUGAGCCAACAGACCUAUUUGGGGAUCAGUGGAGUGCGCAUCCAUUGCAAAGCGAAACAGGCUUGAUUUCCUCGUCGUUGGAGUGCCUCCCUCCGCGCGAUGUUGCUGAAUUUCUUAUCAACUCUUUUUUCAAUUAUGCCCAGACAAAUGAUUUCUACGUGGAACAAAGCCAGCUCUGCGAGACACUAAAUUUAUGCUACUCAUACUCGGCUCAAAUGCAGUUACCACAUCCCGACGCAAGCUCUGUAUGCGUCUUGCUAAUGACACUGGCUAUCGGCACUCGCUUUGCGCACAUGGGUUCUCCUUGGUGCGUUCGUUCUGAUCGAAAGAUCCAAUCUGUACCAGAUCAUAAAGGCGGUACUCAAUUCUCCGAAGACGAACUGGGACUCAAAUUCUACCGAUUCGCGUCGAAACUUCUGCCCCUUAUAAUUGCUUCGGCCUCACUGCGCACUGUUCAAGCAUGCCUCUUAAUGGGGACUUACUUUAUCCAUAUCGAUGCAUCUGGUCUAUCAUUCACCUAUUUAGGGUUGGCAUUGAGAAUGGCAGUCCAAAAUGGAAUGCAUAGGCGAUACACCGGGCACGAUCUCGAUACAGAAACCAUCGAAAUUAGGAACAGGGUAUUCUGGACCACGUAUUCCCUGGAAAGGCGCAUCGGGAUAUUACAUGGGAAGCCCACUUCUCUGAAUGUUGCGGAAGUUGAUGCUGCAUUUCCCACAAAUAUCCCUAGCUUGCGACCAGCAAAUGACCCGUCCAACUUUUCAAACAUGAUAACUUCUAUUUGUUUAACAUCGAACCUGGCGAACUUCGCCACUGAGAUUGCAUCGCUACGGAAAGCAUCCACAGACCAUAAAAAGCAAUGCUUGGACAAUUUACUUUCGCAACGAGAAUCAUUUCUGGCUUGGUGGGCCAGCCUACCAAACGGAGGGUUGUGCAGAGACCUCGGUCCAUCAAGUGGCUAUUUCCGCACCACCAUUCACCUGCAACUCGACUGCUGUUUGAUUAGAAUCUUCCUAGGCUGGUAUCCUUUGAUUGAGAGGGUCACAACUUCCUUUUUCCACAAUCCAGAAGCCGUCGAUAUAGAGGAUGAUCUACCAGGAAAGUCGAUACUAGAAGCUGAUUGUGUGAAAGCCUCGUUUGAGGUCGUUAACCUGUGCACUCUGCUCGAUGACAAGAUAGGUCUUGCCCGGGUGUCCUUCACGGAAUUUAGUGCAUGUCGGGCGGCGUUGCUGGCGAUUCUUGCACAAUCAAUCUCGACACGCACGGCGAAGCUUCGGAAUGCGUUAUCUACCGGACUCCGGUUGUUUGGGGUCAUGUCAAUGGGGGUGGGCUCUGCGCCAUCUGUGGUUGCUUGUAUUGAAUCUCUACAGAAAUCUCUUCACCACAGAAUGGGACACAGCCCUGGGAAGAUGUCGACCGAGGAUUUAGGCUAUGACCUUUUUAAAACCUGGGUCAAUGAUUGGGGAACUGAAGCCGCAAGCAUCGGAGCCAGGGCUUCGAAUACAAGCCACUACACAAGUCGUGCAACCAAUCAUAACCAAGGGGAUGGCGUGCUAUCAAAUGUAAUGGACUCGUUGGGGUUCGAUGGCCUAUCAUCGGCCGACUGGUUCAAUUCGUGGUCGUCUUUAUUCGCAGAGGUGGAACAAUGA